Molecule: messenger RNA, 480 nt
Organism: Miscanthus lutarioriparius
Lineage: Eukaryota; Viridiplantae; Streptophyta; Magnoliopsida; Poales; Poaceae
Source: the annotation of a GenBank genome assembly
AUGGCGGCUGCGGCGACGAGAGCCAGAGGAGGACCGCGGCGGCCGUUCGCGCCCGUGGUGGUGUUGCCGCCGCCGCUGCCAUCGCAGGCGGAGAAUCGGCUGGCGCACGAGGACGCGCCGUCCUCGUUCGCGCGGCGGGAGCCGAGGAGGUUCGGGGCGUGCGCCGGGAAGGUCGCGGGGCCCGCGGUUCUUGGCGCCGGCGGCAAGGCGGCCAAGAAGUGCGGCCCUGGGUCGUCCCCGGCCAAGAAGACGCCGGUGGCGGCGAAGAGGACGCCGGGGCCGGCGACCAGGAGGAGGUUGGUGGAUUCUUGCACCAAGAACAAGGAGUGCUCGACCGCGGCGGCGGGCACGGUGGCGGCGUACGACGCGCCGCACGCGCGGGACGUCGGGCGCCGCCGAGGCGCGACGACGAGGUGCGGACCAAGCUCUCCUACCCCUGCAGCGAGGCAGACCAAGAACGGCGGGGCAGCGGGGCGAUGA